AGAUUUUUUUAAUACAAGACAAUCAGUUGCGCAGUGUUCAAUGGUCAUGUUAUUGUCAUUGUGUGAUUGGGUUAUAUUUAGUCGCUUUGGCAGUUUAGCGCAUUAGAAUCUGACUAGCAUUAAGUUUUAAGGAGUGAGCAGACAACAUCAAUAAAGGUUUUUCUUGAAAAAGAAAAAGAUUUAUCUUGUGCGCGAUGACCAUGUCCGAUAGCCCCUUGGAUAGUCCAUUAAACAUGAAUUCUGGAGCAAUAAAGUCAGAGACUCCACCUAAAAGACGGCGUGAAAGGACCACUUUUACAAAAGCACAACUUGACGUGCUGGAAGAUAUGUUUGGAAAAACUAUGUAUCCGGAUGUAUUUAUGAGAGAAGAAGUAGCUAAAAAAAUUAAUUUGGCUGAAGCCCGAGUACAGGUUUGGUUUAAAAAUCGACGUGCAAAGUUUCGACGCUCUCGUGAAAACCCUGGUCGACAUUUUGAUAAUAAUAAGUAUUUAGGGCGUGAGAAAUUAAUGCCUGAAGAUCUCAUUCGAACCUUUCCUAAAAGUAGUGGUGGCACUCCACACUCUUACCCAAAUACAAGCAAUUAUCCUCCGCUAUGGAAAUAUCCAGGUGCAGACCACAGUCCACCAUAUGCAGGAAAUAAUAUAAUUGAAGAACCGGUUUAUAGACAAUCAAACCCUUACGCUCCCAUCUCACCUUAUGAAUAUAAUUUUCCUAGUGGGAGACCACCAUACUUUACUCAGCCACCUUAUUAUAGUCCGUCUGCACCUAGUCAAGAUUAUCUUUCAAAUUCCGUUUCGGCGCCAUCAAGCACAAAUAGUAUAUCAAGUUUAUCUUUUUCGCAACAUGACACUAAAAAUGAAUUAAAUCUUCCUGCGUCUUAUUGGAGUGGAGCAGGGUAUAUGGGUGCGAAUAUGUAGUUUAAUUAUAAAGCACCUCAAAAAUGGAAAUCUAUUUCAGAUAGACACAACAAAAUUGAUUUAAAAAUCAAACAGUUGUACAUAGAAAAGCUUUUUUUACAAUUCAUUAAAAAAAGAUAUCCUUUAGAUUUAAGUCUAAGACCAAUGAACCAAUCGAUUGCGUAAAUUACAAAACUAAUUGGUUGUGUCUAGAAAACAAUUGUACAGAUUGGUAGUUUCAAAAUAUUACUACUGGACUAAAACAUUAGAACAACUCACAAGUUGUUUUAUUUGCAUUUUUAAAAUAUAUAUACCAUGUUUUAAAUUUUUAUCGUAGAACUAUUAUGCAGUUAUUUUUGUUCAACUUUUUAUUUAUGUAUAAAUCGAUAUGACACUGCUAUAUUACCAGUGAAAAUGUCGGUUUAGCAAAAUUUCAAGCCUUUAUGAAAAGGAAAAUGGCUGAAACAAUGAUUUUUUUAACAAUUUUGUUUUAACAAAUUUAUUUUGUUAAUAAAAAAAAUGUAGCAGCGAUCAAAAAUGGAAAAAUAUAUGUUAUUGAAACAACUUUUUAAUUUUCUAUUUAUCAAUUAACUGAUUUAACGUAUAAACCUGUUUUAGAUUUUUUUUGUAAAUAUAUUAUUACUGUAAUAGAAAUUCUAUAUUUUUAGGACAAGUAAAAUGUCAAAA
Messenger RNA from Hydra vulgaris (swiftwater hydra), 1583 nucleotides. Its product is annotated as homeobox protein OTX2-like. The record is from RefSeq and is a predicted model, not a curated record. Gene Ontology annotation, cellular component: nucleus. NCBI's taxonomy places the organism in Eukaryota, Metazoa, Cnidaria, Hydrozoa, Anthoathecata, Hydridae. Gene Ontology annotation, molecular function: DNA-binding transcription factor activity, RNA polymerase II-specific; RNA polymerase II cis-regulatory region sequence-specific DNA binding. Gene Ontology annotation, biological process: regulation of transcription by RNA polymerase II.